This is a messenger RNA of Psilocybe cubensis, 801 nucleotides long. RefSeq lists its product as uncharacterized. Bases 1 to 801 code for a protein of 266 amino acids. The record is from RefSeq and is a predicted model, not a curated record. Gene Ontology annotation, molecular function: carbon-oxygen lyase activity, acting on phosphates. Lineage: Eukaryota; Fungi; Basidiomycota; Agaricomycetes; Agaricales; Agrocybaceae. The transcript has 4 exons.
AUGACUACGAUCCCGCGCUUGGAAUUUCACGAAGACAAAUCUUUGGCAGAUAUCAAAAUGGUCUGUGCAGACUUUAUCAUGAAAAUCGGAUACUCGCCACUGUCUUCAAUUGGAGAAGAUAACGUAACAUACAACACAAUUUUAUCUGAGUUUGCAUCGUUCAACAUGGAAGAAAAGUUGUUUCGCAAAAUAUGCCUUGAAGCAUCCACAAUAGCAGAGGGAGUCUUUAGCUAUAUGAUUUCCGAGGACAAGGUUCUGAACGACCUGCGUCGUUGCUUAGCAGACGCCUAUCGUUUAUGGGACGAUAUACCCGCAAACGGAAUUACAGUUUCAGGGCUAGAAUCUGUGAAUGGGUGCUUGAUCGAGAAAUUGCUCUGUGGCAUGCCCAUUUCCCCAGACGCAGGCCGUUGGCCAGACUUUCUUCGCCUCAAAACGGGGGCGGGGCACGCGUAUGCAUAUAUGAUAUUCCCCAAAGAGCUCGGAGUCGAAGUUGCAACGUAUAUUCAGGCCGUGGACGACAUAGCCCUCUUCAUUUGUUUAACCAACAAUAUUCUCUCGUUUUAUAAAGAAGAACUUGCAGGAGAGACAGGCAAUUAUAUACAUCUUCGAGCAACUGUAACCCACAAGUGUCCUCUGGACGCUUUGAAAGACACAGUCAAAGACACUUUGGACGCUCACGAGAGGAUACUCAAAGUACUCGCAAACACACCGGCCUACGAACCGUUCAAAGAAUUUGUCAACGGGUCCAUGGGACUCCACCAUGUGCUGAGCCGCUAUCUCUUAGCCGACCUCAGACUUUAA